UCAGCUGUUUUUCAAGAACUCACCAAUCUCUCUCUCUCUCUCUCUCUCUCUCUCUCUGCUUUCAAGAUCAGAUUAUUUUUUUCAUUUUUCUUUGUUUCAGAGUGGCAAUGGUGGAGCAUUGCAUAGAAAAAGAAAAAAGAGAUAUAAUGGCAAUAAUCGACACAACGUACUACGCAUCAGCAGUGAAUCCCGAUAUAAUGGCAAUAAAACGCGUAUUCGACCGCCAAAUUGAAUCUCUUACCAACGAUGUUUACGACCUCGAUUCUCUCCUCUUCGACCUCUACGUCCAUGAUACUUGCAUCCACAAACCGGAGAAAAACGAGCGAAGCAGGGAUUUGGGUUCAGUGGGAGUGAUGAAAAGGCAAAAGGGUCGAGCUCAGCUGGCUCAGGCAACGAGGUAUAUGGAGAAGGCACCCAAGAUUGUGAAUGUGAAAGUGAGACAACGGAAGAUUCAGCAACCGAGGUAGAGUAUAUGUUUCGACGAGUUUGCAGAUGAUCCAGUCGGGUUGCUUUGAAGUUGUUUUGUACUCUGAGUCCUGACUUCCAUAUUAUCUAGUUGUUAAUAUGGGUUUCAAGCUUUGUGUAGAAUCUUGUAAUCUCUAAACUUUCACUUCAUUUCAUAAUAAAAGCAAAUUAAUUUCAUAAAAAAAAA
This is a messenger RNA of Hevea brasiliensis (rubber tree), 652 nucleotides long. RefSeq names its product protein EARLY RESPONSIVE TO DEHYDRATION 15. The record is from RefSeq and is a predicted model, not a curated record. Bases 108 to 467 code for a protein of 119 amino acids. The transcript has 2 exons. NCBI's taxonomy places the organism in Eukaryota, Viridiplantae, Streptophyta, Magnoliopsida, Malpighiales, Euphorbiaceae.